This is a messenger RNA of Pecten maximus, 1930 nucleotides long. RefSeq names its product E3 ubiquitin-protein ligase RMND5A-like. The record is from RefSeq and is a predicted model, not a curated record. Gene Ontology annotation, cellular component: GID complex; nucleus; cytoplasm. The coding region runs from base 58 to 1224 and encodes 388 amino acids. NCBI's taxonomy places the organism in Eukaryota, Metazoa, Mollusca, Bivalvia, Pectinida, Pectinidae. The transcript has 9 exons. Gene Ontology annotation, biological process: proteasome-mediated ubiquitin-dependent protein catabolic process. Gene Ontology annotation, molecular function: protein binding; ubiquitin protein ligase activity.
UAAUGACAAAAAAUGGAACGGAAGUUCAUAACAAAAGGUCAAGGUUGAGAAACAAAAAUGGAGUCUUGCAAUGCAGUAGAGAGAGAAGUUGAGAAAGUAUUUAAUAAAUUUGCUGGUUUGAAGGACCACUCAAACAAAAAUUUAGAAGAAUUGUGUAAUUCAAUUCAAAGUAUACAGCGGGAGCUAAGUGACGACAGCAAGCUUACUGCAACUCAAACCUUGAUAUUAACACAGACUGUUCGCCGGAUCAAGGAAGCUGUCUCUCGUUUGGGACAGGAACAUAAAGAGCUACACAGCACUGUAUCCAAAGUUGGAAAAUCAAUUGACAGGAAUUUUGUCAAUGAUUUGACAUCUAUAGCAACUGAUGGUGCAUUUGAAGGAGUGGAGAAAACUGACCUUUUAAACGAAGUUGUCUGUGAACACUUCAUGAGACAGGGGAUGCUGGACAUCGCUGAUGCUCUUGUCACGGAGGCAAAUUUAGAAAUUGCUGAAGAGAAAAAAGAACCAUUUUUAGAAUUACAUAGGAUACUUGGAGCUUUGAAACAGAAAGAUUUAGAACCAGCAUUAUGUUGGGCGACAUCAAAUAAAGACAGAUUACGAGAAAUCAACAGUUGCUUAGAGUUUAAGCUGCAUCGAUUAAAGUUCAUUGACCUCCUACGUCAAGGUCGUAUGUCACAAACUGAGGCACUGUACUACUCCAGACAUCUGUCUCAGUUUGCCAGCCAGUAUCCAAGAGACCUGCAGGUGUUGAUGGGAAGUAUGCUGUAUUUAAGACAGGGGAUUGAGAAUUCUCCUUAUGCCCAUCUAGUGGCUCCAAUCUACUGGGAUGAGAUAUGUGACGUGUUUACAAGAGAUGCUUGCUGUUUGUUGGGGAUGUCUGUAGAGAGUCCUCUUAGUGUCAGUAUUCGAGCAGGUUGUCUGGCUUUACCUCCACUACUCAACAUCAGACAAGUGAUGCAGCAACGACAGGUGUCGGGGGUCUGGAGUAACAAGGACGAGUUACCGGUAGAGAUAGAUCUGGGAAAAGACUACAGGUACCACUCCACAUUUGCCUGCCCAAUCCUUCGCCAACAGACAACAGAUGCCAACCCUCCUAUGAGGCUUAUUUGUGGUCAUGUGAUAUCAAAGGACGCCCUAACAAAACUUUCUAAUGGAACAAAAGUGAAGUGUCCUUACUGCCCUAUAGAACAGCUACCCAUGGAAGCCAAGCAGAUUUACUUCUGAAUGACUAUGUUGAUCAACAGACUGCCUUUUUUAGGGACAGCCCUGAUGGAAAGACUGCACAAGCUUGCUUCCAAACCAAAAUUUUGAUUUAUAAUUUUGUUUUGAGGAUAAGACACUGACCUGUAUGAAAUUCAGUGAAAUGUUCCUAACCGUAUUCCUGUGCAUGGUAAAAUACAUUCAAAGUUCACAGGUCAACACAAGGAUACUGCAGAGUUCACAGGUCAUCACAAGGAUACUGCAGAGUUCACAGGUCACCACAAGGACUCUGGAGUUCACAGGUCAACACAAGAAUACUGCAGAGUUCACAGGUCAACACAAGGAUACUGCAGAGUUCACAGGUCAUCACAAGGAUACUGCAGAGUUCACAGUUCAACACAAGGAUACUGCAGAGUUCACAGGUCAUCACAAGGACUCCGGAGUUCACAGGUCAACACAAGGAUACUGCAGAUUUCACAGGUCAUCACAAGGAUACUUCGGAGUUCACAGGUCAACACAAGGAUACUGCAGAGUUCACAGUUCAACACAAGGAUACUUCGGAGUUCAAAGGUCAUCACAAGGAUACUGCAGAGCUCACAGGUCAACAUCGGGACACUCUAAAGGUCACAAGUCUGUCAAUACUGUGACACUCUGGUCUACAGAGAUAUUUUUGCCUUGUGUACAUGUCAACACAUUGAAAGCACAAACCUAUUUCUGUAAUGUGCGGGCA